Molecule: messenger RNA, 804 nt
Organism: Ochlerotatus camptorhynchus
Lineage: Eukaryota; Metazoa; Arthropoda; Insecta; Diptera; Culicidae
Product: trypsin 3A1-like
Exons: 3
Coding region: 13-804 (263 amino acids)
Biological process (GO): proteolysis
Molecular function (GO): serine-type endopeptidase activity
Source: RefSeq, a predicted model, not a curated record
ACCGUCGUCAGCAUGCUAAAAUCGUCGGUAAUAGCUUUCGCGUUCUGUGUGACGACACUCGCCAAUGGAUCCUACGCCCCGCGAUCGAAACCCGGUCAAUCUGGCGGAAGAAUCGUAGGUGGAGUAGCCGUCAACAUCACCGGCUAUCCGUAUCAAGUGUCUCUGCAGCGGAACCAACAUUUCUGCGGUGGUUCCGUUCUCAACGACAGGUGGAUCUUGACUGCUGCCCACUGCACCAAGGGAAUCACCAAUGCAUCUACGUUGAAAGUACGAGCCGGAUCAACGGAAGUGCGAUCCGGGGGUAUCUUGGCGCAAGUUCGCGACAUAUACUUCCAUCCUAAGCAAAACUCUUGGAGCAAUUAUGAUUUUUCGCUAUUGGAGCUUAGAGAACCGCUUAAUCUUAGCAAAACAGUUCAACCGAUUUCGUUGCCCGCUCGUAGUGAUUUCUUCGAAGAUGGAACGCUUUGUGACGUAUCCGGCUGGGGUAAUACACGAAAUGCUAAUGAGUCUUCGCUAAGUUUGAGAGCUGCUGCCGUCCCUCUGUAUAAUCAGGAAAAGUGUAGUAUCGUUUACAAAGAGUACGGUGGCGUGUCGGACAGCAUGAUUUGUGCUGGCUACGAAGAAGGAGGCAAGGAUUCAUGUCAGGGUGACUCGGGUGGACCACUGGUUUGCAAUGACGUGCUGGUAGGAGUGGUUUCCUGGGGUAAGGGCUGUGCUGACCCUGGCUAUCCCGGCGUCUACGGCAGAGUGACAACUGCAGUCGAUUGGAUAGCCGAAACUAUGAACGAAGUGGUUUCUAAGUAG